Molecule: messenger RNA, 1257 nt
Organism: Penicillium digitatum Pd1
Lineage: Eukaryota; Fungi; Ascomycota; Eurotiomycetes; Eurotiales; Aspergillaceae
Product: lipoate synthase
Biological process (GO): lipoate biosynthetic process
Cellular component (GO): mitochondrion
Molecular function (GO): 4 iron, 4 sulfur cluster binding; lipoate synthase activity
Source: RefSeq, a predicted model, not a curated record
AUGGCCGCUCCACCAAGAACUCUACGACGCCUGUUGUCUUUCAGAGCUACCAUAUGCCCUGCCUCGGCAGUAGCUGCUCCCAUCGCCCGCCGAAGCUAUGCUACAACAGACUCUGCAUCCGCCACCAACACACCGGGAACUACACGACGGAAAGCAACAAAGUUCCAGGAUAAGCUGAACGCGGGACCCUCAUUCUCGGACUUUGUCUCAGGAGGUCAAGAUGAACCUCUCGACCCAUCGGAAGCCUAUGCCCUCAAGACCGCGCUUGUCGGCCCCGCCGGCCGCAAGAGGGAAAUGACUCGUUUGCCCGAAUGGCUGAGAACCCCCAUCCCAGACUCCAAGAACUUCCAGCGUCUAAAGAAAGACUUGAGAGGACUAAACCUGCACACCGUCUGUGAGGAGGCUCGAUGCCCCAAUAUCUCCGACUGUUGGGGCGGCAGCGACAAGUCCUCCGCCACAGCGACAAUCAUGCUGAUGGGCGACACAUGCACGCGUGGAUGCCGCUUUUGCAGCGUCAAGACAUCCCGCACUCCUCCCCCGCUUGACCCGCAUGAACCCGAGAACACCGCCGAGGCCAUCUCCCGCUGGAGCUUGGGGUACGUGGUGCUGACGAGCGUCGACCGUGAUGAUCUGGUGGAUGGCGGCGCACGUCAUUUCGCCGAGACGGUCAUCAAAAUCAAGCAGAAAAAGCCAAGUAUGCUGGUUGAGUGUUUGACCGGUGACUUCCGCGGUGACACCGAGAUGGCGGCAAUGGUUGCGCGGUCUGGGCUGGACGUCUAUGCGCACAACGUUGAGACCGUCGAGGAACUUACGCCCUUUGUUCGUGACCGCCGCGCUACGUUCCAGCAGUCUAUUCGUGUGCUUGAUGCUGCGAAGAAAGCUGUUCCGGAUCUCGUCACGAAGACUUCGCUUAUGCUUGGCCUCGGUGAGACGGAGGAUCAGCUCUGGGAUGCCCUGCGCCAGCUCCGUGCUGUCAACGUCGAUGUUGUGACCUUUGGUCAAUACAUGCGUCCUACGAAGCGUCACAUGGCUGUUCAUGAGUACGUGACGCCUGACCGCUUCGAGCUGUGGCGUCAGCGUGCCCUUGAGAUGGGAUUCUUGUACUGUGCCUCCGGCCCCUUGGUACGAAGCAGUUACAAGGCUGGUGAGGCGUUCAUUGAGAAUGUUCUCAAAAAGCGCCGUGCUGGCUCUGCCACCGCCACCGCUGAGCGCACUGUCGAUCAGAGCGCUGCUACCACUGAUGAAGCUACCCGGUAA